Cladocopium goreaui is the source of this 2427-nucleotide messenger RNA. Lineage: Eukaryota; Dinophyceae; Suessiales; Symbiodiniaceae. The record is from the annotation of a GenBank genome assembly.
AUGCAGCUGCAACGGCUUCUUCCAUUGCUAUUGAUUUCCAUCUUAUGGCAGGCGAGGUGCCAAGACGAUGAUGACGAGGAAGUGGACUUUGAAGAACUAGAGGAGUCUGACGUGGGCAAUGAACGGGAUGUUGACAUGGAUCUGCCAACAGCGCAGGCAACUCAUCCGCUUUUUCAGGAUUGCUUGAGCCAUGCCGAGGCGGUCGAAACGGAGCAUGGCCUCUACGAUGACUCAAAGGGAGGUGCAGAGGCGCGGAAAAAGCAAGCGGCUGCGCUGCUCGAAAAGACCAAGGGAUUGGUAAAGAAAGAAUCGCCCAACUUUGAAGAACAGUUUGUACAGAUAUCCAUGAGAAAGGAGGAGGAUUUGGUGCACCAGAUGCAUGUGACUUCCUCCUCCAACAUUUUGAGCUUUGACGCUGAUGGCCCAACAAUGGCUCCCGUGGCGCACGUGGCUGGACUCGCGGAGAAUGAAUUUGAUCAAUCCAUAGACGCUCUGAAGUUGAGAGUUGGCGACAUGAAGAAGACCUUUGGGUCCCGGACCCGCGAAGCGCGUGAAGGGCGCGAGCCACGCGGAUUGGUCAUGCGAGGUCCUUUGCCCACGGGUCACGGCCGAAAGCGCCACAUCCAAGUGUCGAUCCGGUCGAGCCAGGUCUCCACGUCCCAUGGCCUGCCGAUGCGGGUGGCGGACCUCUCAGAAGAACUGGCAGAAGCUCGAGCAAAGUGCUUGGAAGAGGCGGAAGCCUUGAAGAAGACUCAGGCCAAAGAGGCCGCGGCCGCGGCGGAGUUGAGCCGCUUUCGCGUGCGCGUGGAUGAGCGGCAGAGGUUGGACCAGGGAGAGGAGAAGGUCUUGGAUCUCCAACAUCAAGAGUCAGAGUUGGCGAAGAGGAAGGAUCAACUACAAGAGGAAUGUGCUCAGAUGAGGCCCAAGGUGCAACACGCGGAAGCUGCGGCGCAGCAGGCCGAACAGCAGGCGGUGAAGUGCCUCCGUGAAGUGGGUCAUGCCCAGCAGCAGCUUCUGGUGGCCAAGCAAGCGGCCUUGCAGCUGCAGAAGCAAGAUAGCUCCAAGGAUCUAACAGCCUUGCAGCAGGCUGCUGAGGCGGAGCAGCAAGCGUGUUUGGAGUUGGAGCAGGAGGAACAGAGAUUGAAGCAGGUGGACGAGGAGAUGCAUCGACGAUUGAAGGUGGAGGAGGAGGCGUCCCGGAAACAGAUGGAGGAGCAUUUGGCACACUGCAGUCAGCUGGAUAAAGACCUCGCAGCUGCUGAAGCUGACAGGCCUUGGGAGAAGUUUCAUCGCACCAAGGCAUUGGUUGCUGAGUUGUCGACAAAAGCCAACGCGACACGACGCGAGCGUGCCGAUUUGGCGGCCAAGCUCAAUGCUCUCCAGACCCACCAGGAGAUGCAGACGCGUUUGCUGGAGACCCAGCGCUUGGAGGCCCAAAGCUCGCAAGAUGCCUUUCGACUCCGCAACAGCGAGGCCCUGGCAGCGCAGAGUGAAGAGCUGCAGAUGGACGCGAAGCUGAGGAGUACCAAGACAGAGGUCCAGACACUUCAGGUGUAUCUCCAAAAUGUGACCUCGCAGCGACAGAGUGUGCUGGAUGAGGUCGCUUCUGCACGCCUAGAGGAGGCCAGCCUGAAACAGGAGGAACAGGCACGGCAAACUGCACAGCUGCGGUUGAGUCGAGAACUGGAGUCUGCACGUGCAGGUGCUUGGGAAGCGGAAGCCAAACGCACCGAGACCAAGCGUAAGGAAGAGGAACUCCAUUCUCUUCACGUGGAACUUGCGAAAAACUUGGCCAGCGAAGAGGCGCAAGUUGCAGAGUUGCAACGACAAAGCCACGUGCUGUCUUCAACCCUACAGCACACCUUGAAGGAAGUGGAGACCGCCAGAGAGGAAGAUCAGUCAGAACGGACAAAUGUUGCCGCGCUGCAGGGGCGGUUGAAGAAGCUGCUGCCCUUACAGUCGGCACGACAAGCGGAGGUCGUUGAAGCGGAGUACCAGCUGCACACGCUGCGAGAAGCUCUGACGGAGAAGGCGUUCAGAAGCACUCCAAGCACACGAGGCACAGGCGGCGCAAGCCGAAGAAGUCGCCGGAGUGGCAGAGGCAGAAGUGGCAGCUGUCCGGCAGAAGUUGCAGGAAGUUCAAGGGUUGGAAGCAGCAGCUGCCAAGACUUUGCAGGAACUGGAGGCACGUCAGGCCGCGCUCCACGCGCGUUGCGACCCCUUGGAGACGCAGCGGGAGACGCAGCAGCAGCAGAUCGCAGAGCGACUGGAAGAACUGCAGCAGGAAGAGCAGCGUCUCAUCGAGACGCAACAGGGCCCCAAGUCCGUACGCACACGCCUGGAGGAGCUCGCCGUUUUCAGAGGGGUUCAGGUGGGGGAGUUCAAGGCCGAGGCCAAGACGUUCCGGGAGACCAUCGCAGACCUUGA